This is a messenger RNA of Clunio marinus, 1992 nucleotides long. The record is from the annotation of a GenBank genome assembly. Lineage: Eukaryota; Metazoa; Arthropoda; Insecta; Diptera; Chironomidae.
UGGUUUCAUUUCGCGGUACGUAACUGUUGUGCUUAAUAGUUAUUUUACUGUGACAUUUCUAUUAAAAAAGUGAAAAUAGUGGAUAUAUAUAGAAAUAAACUCAUUCAAAAUCAAUAAACUUUGAAGUAUUCUGUGAGAAAAGUAAACUGUUCAUUAGUGUAUUUGUUGUGAGUAAAUCUCUUAGAAACCAAAAUGGAUCAAGCAAGAGAGAAGGAAAUUGAGGAAGAGUAUUUGUCAUCAUUGAUGGAUCUCAACGUCAACAGCAAGCCGCUCAUUAAUAUGCUAACGAUGUUGGCAGAAGAUAACAUCGAAAAUGCACAUGUGAUAGUGAAAGCAGUUGAAAUGCAUUUGGCAAAGGUGUCACCGGAUGUUAAACUACCAAUACUUUAUUUAAUUGAUUCGAUUGUUAAAAAUGUCGGUGAUAAGUACAAACAACUGUUCGCACAAAAUAUUGUAAAUAUGUUUUGUGGAGUGUUUGAAAAGGUCAAUGAAAAAGUUCGUGAAAAGAUGUUCAAUCUUCGAAUGACAUGGAAUGAAGUCUUUCCCCAAACAAAGCUUUAUGCUUUAGAUGUUAAAGUCAACGUUUUGGAUAACAAUUGGCCAAUAACAGCUAAAGUUGUGCCUAAAUCAGUUCAUGUUAAUCCAAACUUUCUCAAAAACCAGCCACCACCAGAAGCUCAACUUCAAACUCGAGCUCAGGAAGAUCUUCUAAAGCAAAUGAAAGAGAAAGAACGCGAAUUGUUGGAGUUGAAGCAACGAAAAAUUGAACUCGAACUGAUGGUGACGAAGAAGAAAAUUGCUGAAUCAGAAAAAGAAAUUCGUAGUGGAUUUGUUAAUCCAUCAGUGCCAGUAGUUCCUGUUUCUUUAGUCCAAUCGACUGGAAUGCCUGGAAUAAUGAUUCCUCCACCUGCACAACAAGGUCGUGUUCGAAUUGCACCAGUAAGUGCUGGAAUGAUAUCGACAGCUCGUUCUCGAGAUCCACGAUUACUUCGAAUGAGACAAAAUGUUCCAUCGACAACAAUUAGUCACUCUAACAUGCCGCCAUCAAUUCCUUCUCCAUUAGUGUCACUUUCUGGAAGUUCCUUGACAAAAUCUCUGCCAAGAAUUCCAAAAUUUAGUCAACAACAAACCAACAAUAAAAUGUCAAGAGAUGAGGAAAGAGAUCCGAGAAUACGAAAAUCUAGAGAAGAUUCGCAUAGCAAUUCAAUGAAACUGAACAAGAACAAUAGUCAAAAUACAAAGUCAAGAUCAUCACAUUCAUCAAAGAAUUCAUCAUCGAAAUCAAGUGAACGUAAAAAAUCAGGAUCAAGUGAUGAUACAUCACCAAGGAAGAGAAACGACGAAGAGAAAAAAUCAGCACGCAGCUCUUCUUCACAUCACCAUAAAUCAUCAAUAGGUUCCAAAUCACGUUCAUCGAAAAGUCCCUCGAAAAUGUCACCACCAAACAACAGCGAUAGUUCUAAGGAUGUUGAUUUACGUUUCAAUCUCUCCAGUGAUGCAUUGAUGAAACCCGACAGCACUACAAAUCCAACAAGUAGCAAGUCUAACAAAGAUAAACUUCUAACUGACUUGUUGAAUGAUGAAGAUUUGAAGUCUAGUCAUGAUAUUCCAUCCGAUGAUAACGGUAAAGAAAAUAAACCAAUUUUAGUAGUCACAAUAAGUAAAUCACUUUUAAAAUUUAUUGUGACGGCGAUAAACCUUCUGUAGCUUAAGGAUCUUUAAAUAUCUGUGAUAAUAAUGACAAAGUGCUCAUAAAACUAAAACAAAGAAAUGAAAAUUGUACCUGAAUGUGUCAUAUUAAUGAUGACUCAUUUUACAUUAAUGAAUGUUCCUUUCAUUAAAACCUUAAUAACUUUAGUUUUGAUGAUUAAAAAAAAGUUAAUAAAAAGAGUUUUCUCAUUGUUUUAUCCACACUUUAUAGUAAUUUUGGGGAAAUCUAUUAAGAAUUAAUUUACAUAAAAAAAAUGUAAUUGAAUAAAAAAGAAACAAAAC